CCCCUUGCAUACGUUGAAUGGUUUACCCAAUUCAGAGAGCCAGACAAGUCGUCUGGUCUGCGUCUAAUAUCUCGUUCAACUCGUCACUUGCAACGGAAUUCGGCUGUGAUUCAUGUUGACGAGAUUAUUCGUCCAUGUCACCUCAUACCCAAGAUGGGUCAAUUGGUCAAUCCUAUGUGGACAAGUGCGAAUGUGUAUGAGUUCGUGAGUGAAUUUUACUUAGAUCCAUUCAUUGACCUCGAGACUUUUUGUAUGUCCACUACGAGUACUUAG
This is a messenger RNA of Suillus bovinus, 273 nucleotides long. RefSeq lists its product as uncharacterized. The record is from RefSeq and is a predicted model, not a curated record. Lineage: Eukaryota; Fungi; Basidiomycota; Agaricomycetes; Boletales; Suillaceae. The annotation marks the transcript as partial. The transcript has a single exon.